This is a messenger RNA of Suillus clintonianus, 588 nucleotides long. RefSeq lists its product as uncharacterized. The record is from RefSeq and is a predicted model, not a curated record. Bases 1 to 468 code for a protein of 155 amino acids. The transcript is spliced from 4 exons. NCBI's taxonomy places the organism in Eukaryota, Fungi, Basidiomycota, Agaricomycetes, Boletales, Suillaceae.
AUGUCCAACUUCAUCGCCAUCCCUGCAGGCUCAUAUGUUAUCAUGAAUGCCAAGACACACACCUACCUGAAUGUGUUGAAUUUCCAGGCCGUUCCGGGUGACAUCGUCAAUAGUGUUGGAAAUCACUUGGGAAAUGACAUCUGGAAUGUAGCGAGCAUCGAGUCGGGUGGGGUGACCAUACAGUCCUUUGGGACUGGCGCGUUCCUCUCCUUCGACCCGUCAAACAAAGCCGACAGCCCUGCUGGCAGCGUCGUCACCAGCAACUCCAUUUAUGCGUGGAGUCUCCAGCAAAACACUGCGGUCCCAUAUGCAUGGAACAUCGUGGACAAGUCCACCGGACAAGCUCUGGCUGUACAGAAUGACUCUGUCGCGAACGGGGCACAAGUUCUCGAGGAGGACAAUAAUGUAGCCAACUCAGGCCGAGCUUGGUUUUUCAUCGCAAAGGAACCCAUUCCUGGUACCAACUAGUGACUAGUUGGUAAAGUGCUGCUGGCUGGCGUGCAAGGCCGGUCGCUGCCUUGUAUGGUAUACAAUCCCUUUCGAACAGAAUUGCAGAGGCUUGUAGCAUGUAUGCAAGUACUAUCAGAG